Molecule: messenger RNA, 5181 nt
Organism: Symbiodinium sp. CCMP2592
Lineage: Eukaryota; Dinophyceae; Suessiales; Symbiodiniaceae
Source: the annotation of a GenBank genome assembly
AUGUAUUCUUGGGCGAUUGCUGUCCUCUGUUUUGUCAAUCUUCCCGUGAACAAAGCUGACUCAUGGCAAGAGCUCACCCCUACUGGUUCUGCACCUAGCGCUCGUGGAUCUGCGACUUCAAGCUCCACUGCAUUGGCAUCUGCCACGGACUACCCUGCCACCUGGGCUCUUGCAAAUCACGGCACGGUUCCAGCCGCUACCGUCUACGCCAUGACCAGUGCCUCCAAUGAUGCCCAACUUCCUGGCACCAUGAGUUCCGGCGAUGUCAACGGUGAUGGCGCUAACGACUUCGCCUAUGAGUUCCCUGCUGGCACUUUCAACGUGCACUUCGGAGGCAUCUCUGCAGACUUGGAUCUCGACAGCAUCACCUACGACGGCUCGAAUGGCUUCAGCAUCGUCACGGGCAACAGCGGCAACAUUUGGGGCACCAUCGCCGGCGACGUCAACCAGGACGGCUUCAACGACGUGUUGUUCUUCCACAAGGCCUCGGCUUCCGUCAAAAUCGUCUUCGGCAAGGCUAGCGGCUGGAGCCCUUCCUACACAGUUACAAGCAUGACGUGGGAUGGCACGGACGGCCGUGAGUUGACCUACUCAGCCGAUAGCAAGUUCGCAGAUAAUUCCUUCGGAGGUAGCACGCCGCAGAUCCUCAGCGGAUUUGACAUCAACAACGAUGGCAUUGACGACAUCGCCGUCGUUUCGGAAGGCAGCAGCAACAGCGGCCGAGUAAGCAUGUUCUUCGGCAAAAGCACAUGGUCCGCAUCGGUGGACGGCUCCACCGACUUUGAUGGCACCAGCACCGGCUUCUCGUUUAUGGAUGCUACAAAUGCCAGGUUGGGACGUGGCCUGAGUGUGGGAGACAUUAACGGAGAUGGCAUCGACGAUGUCGUGGCCUCCAGCAGAAGCGAUCAACCGUUCAGCGGGACUGGCUGUCUCUAUGUGUUCUAUGGAGGGGGUACGUACUCGGCCUCCAUUGCGGACAUUUAUGCUCAUGUCGAUGGGACCACUGGCUUCCGGCUGUGCGGUGCAGAAUCAAACACCUACAUCGCGGACUACUUCUUGGCCACGACAGACUUCAACGGCGACGGCAUCUCCGACCUGCUCUUUGCAGGGCGAGGCAACCAAGCGGGCAUGUACGUUCUCUUCGGCAAGGCAUCCUUCGCCGCGAGCCUGACUCUGCCGUUCGCAAGCGGCGAGGGAGUCUCCCUCACGGGCUUUUCGGGCCAGCCGGCGUUGUUGAAAAUAGCCAACCUGGGCAAGUUCAACAACGACCAGUACGAGGACAUCGCGUUUGGGGACGGCAGCAGCCUGUACGUCGUGUUCGGCAGUGCCAGUCCGGGUGACACCAUUGACGUCACGGCGCUGAGCGGCAGCGACGGCUUCAAGGUAACAGACAGUGGCGGCGGCAGCUUCAGUUUGCCGUUCUACAGCCCGAUCGACAUGACCGGAGACGGAUCGACGGAUGUCGCGCUGUUCAUCUCAACCUUGUUGAUGCCGUCCUUCGACACAAAGAAUUCUCCGUAUGCCAUUGUGGGCAACGGACCGGCAGGAGGCUCCAGCAACAAUGCGGCCACGUCGACAACCUCCAGCAGCUUCUCCACUUCAGCAACCACAAUCAGCUCGACAGAGACAUCAUCUUCCACACUUACACGAACAUCAAGCAGCUCCUCCACCUCAGGCAGCAUGACGUUCUCUUCCACAUCUUUACCUGCGACUUCUUCCUCUUCUACAUUGACACGGACGUCCAGCUCAACUGCUGCCUGGAGUUCAUCUUCAGGCAGUGCGAGCAGUGGCCCUAUGUCAAGCUCUAGCAGCACAUCCUCAAGUUCGUCGUCGAGUCCUGCGGCGUCGUUGACUUCGACAACAUCCGUCACCGGCCUAGCUGCAGUCGUCCAGGUGCUCGAGCAGGAGACCAUGAAAUUGCUAGACGAGCUGUCCAGCGUGCAAGCAACCACAAUCACUCCACUGGGGCCGAUGACAGCUGUCCGACUAUCUAAUGGCACAAGCAGUGAAUACGUCCCCGUGGAAAUCGAGGGUUCCUCGGCAGUUCUUUUGCCAGCAGAUGUGCUGGCCGAAGGCGAAGAUGGCGCAAGCUUGGUCUUGGUCGUUGCCAGCUUCACAAGCGAGGCCGGCCAAGCCCAGAUUGGAGGACGGGUCGAGCUCGGAGGUCAGCAGGCUGACAUGGUUGUGAACGCUGUGGACGUGUCCUUGCUCAAAGUUUUCCAGGAUGCAGCAGUACCGCUCAACGUGGAUGAUCUCCGGAAGCCCAUUUAUAUUCAGCUGUCCCAGGCAGAGCCUCAGCCUAACUGGUGGUGUGCCUUCCUGGAUGGAGAGAAUUGGUCCACUGAGGGCGUGCGCCUGGCGACGGUCGAAGAGCUGACGGCAACCUACGGAGACUUUGCGAACGUGUCGGGCUUGUGGUGUGCCACAACACAUCUAUCCAUCUUCGCUGCGUUUGUCGAUCUGCUGAUUGAUUGCACAAACCUCGAAGUCCUGUCGCGAGAGGGCCUGGAGCAAAUUUUUGUCCGACAAAGCUGGUGGAUGUACGCGCCUGCGCUGUCUUUCUGGCUUCUUCUGAUGAGUCUGCUGCUGCUAGUUUUUGUUGGUGCUCUGCAGGAUGCAAAGUGGCGGAGGUCAGGCUUCUGGCGAGACGACUACUUUGUGACCGAGUUGCCGCCUGUUGCGAAUGCGUCUUUGGUAUCACGAACGCUGGGUUGGGUCGGCCAAACCAGGCAGGAAGAAGAGCCCAGCGGGGCACUCUGGGAUCAGUUGAAGACUGUCCAGUCAAACCGCGCGCAGAAGCUACGAGAGAGGUUGCAAUGUCAGAGUACACUCCGGGCGGCGGCCCGACAACACGGCCUGCACAGCAGCUGUAUCCAAAAGCACAUCUGGGGUCCAAGUGGAUGGGUUGCAGGAAGCCUGGCGUUGCAGAAAUCUGGGUUGCUGAAGAAGAUGAAGUUGGACAUGGAGGUGACCCUGCCUGCGGCCUUCGUGGCCGUGCACGCCUCGUGCUGGUCGCUCUUGUGCUCCACCUGCAUAGCGGCACACCCAAUCCUAGAGCUCUUCCAGUGCGAUCUUCACAUCUCUACAGCCAAGAGGGCGAAGAUCAACAUGGACAGCUUCUUGGGUUCACUGGCCUUCGCAGCUUUGUUCUUUGCCGUGGAGGGACCAAUCGUGGCGAACCAAAACGUGUCGGACUGCCCCAUCCAGCAGGGCUCCCUUGCAUGGUACGUUUUCGCUGCAUCCAUCGCUGUGCUGCUGAACUCUCUGCCGUGCAGUUAUUUCCAUUACCUGGGCCAUAGGGACUUCGUGCUAGCAAGCUCUUACCGACGCUGCCAGCUGAAACUGCGAGCCUUCCGGGACUGUGUGUUCUGGAUCCUUGGCAUCAGCCUGUCUUGCCUCCACAUCCUUGUGAUCACCGCUUUUCUGGCCAACCUAAGCAGGGAGUAUGAGUGGAAGUGGAUUACUGCCUUCACUGUCGUGGUCAUUCGCAAGCUCAUCGUGGUGCCCCUGGUGGCCUGUGCAUUCAACUUAGGACCUGAAUUAGCGUGUGGUGCGGAGACAGGCUCAGCCGGCAAGCCCCCCAACAAGUUUGGCUUGGACAUGGACCUCCUCAAUGAUGCGCCCAACAACUUGUCAACAAGCUUUUCACCGGAUGACGAGAAAUUGCUGUGGAAGAUGAAAGUUGAAGAACUGGCAGGGCGGGGGAUCACCGUCCGGCAGCUGUUGGAUUUUUACUCGCGUCUUGGGGAGGAUGUAAUGCAUCACUUCGACCCAGAAGAGUCUACAACGCAUGAUGUGGUGCGCCAGGCCAUCAUACCUCUUUCCCGUCAAGUCCGUGAGUGUCGAUCCUUCGAAAUGAUCUUGCAUGGCCUUCAGGCUGACGCAUUUGACUUGGCAUCCGCUUCAUUUGAGGUGACGGUGCAAGGCCCCAUGCCAAAGCCUUGGAAAGUAGGUGGCGAGGGAGUGUUGGCGACUGAUCAAGCCGUCUUCCUUGCUGACAUCUUCCCAGAGGAAAGCCUGCACCUCGGUAUGCGGGACCUUCACUCGUUGCACACUUCCUUGCCAAGCGCUUCAUUCUGGUGCGGCUUCCGUGGAGAGGUGGAGAUGACGGAAGAAGGCUCCAAGCUGCAGGUCACGCUCAGCCUUUCCAUUCUUCCCCGCCAAGAUGCUGGCUCUGCCGCGAGUACCACUCGGGAGUCGGGAGAAGCCUUGCACGUUGAUAUGGCCGAGAAUCUCCAGGUUCGUUCUUCGCCUUGUAAAGAUGAAGAUGCCAUAAUCACAUCCAGUUUCCGUGAAGAGACUGUGGAGCACUUAAAGCCCUCUGCAGUUGGCGUUGAUGAAGAUGCCAUAAUCACAUCCAGUUUCCAUGAAGAGACUGCGGAGCGCGUGGAGCCAUCUGCAGUUGGAGUUGGUUUUUCCUAUGCUACGGUCGUGAACAACAAGAAGCCGCAGCUGGCAAUUCGGAUGGUGACGCACAACUGGGGAAACAACUUCGUCUUCUUGCUGAGCGCCAUCUUCUCUGAUGCCUUGGAAUUGGAGACAUAUGACGGAGUUGCGCUGCUUCUCAGCACUCGCCAGCUUGAGCAUCUUGCUCAGCAGUUGCAAGAAGCCGGCAAGCUCGACGUGCCCUACUGGGUUUGCGCAUUCUCAGUGAACCAGCACGCCGGGAUCUGUGCCACGCCACCGGCCACUGAUUCGUCGGGUGUAUCCAUUGCCCCCUGCCAUUGUCACACCGCCAAGCACUUCAAUGGGGACCUCAGCGAGAUGAACAAGUUCGAUGACAUGAUGGCCUAUUUAAAGAUGCGCCUUCGCAAGAGGUCCUUGCAAGAAGACAGUCCCGUACGAUUGCAGCAGGUUGUCGCAAUGGAUGCUCAAUUUUCGCUCCUGACGCGUGUCUGGUGUGUAGCAGAGCUCGUUGAAGCGGACUCGCUGAAGCUGACGCAAUCAGUUAAGCUUCAUUCCGCCGCUUCGCAACGUCGCUGCUUGGAAAAGAUCCUGAAGCUGAACGUACGUCAGUCCCAGGCAUCCUUCCCAGCUGACAAGGAGCUGGUUCUCAGCAAGAUUGCAGACAUUGAUGCUUUCAACCGUGGUUUGCAAAACCUCCUGCUGCACCGUUUGGAGGGCUUCCUUGGCCAGAGGUGGGCUCAAUGCGGGUUGCAGACGGUUCCAUUAGAGCUUUGA